Molecule: messenger RNA, 210 nt
Organism: Didymodactylos carnosus
Lineage: Eukaryota; Metazoa; Rotifera; Eurotatoria; Philodinida; Philodinidae
Source: the annotation of a GenBank genome assembly
AUGGAUACACGACAACGGUGGAGAUGGAGAUCAACAGCAAAUCUAUUGGAAGUGCAGCAACUUUUUCGAGCUAGUACGGAAGAGGAAUACGAGGAAGAAUUGAACAAGACCAAAACAAAAUGGGCACCACACUUUCUGAAAUAUUUUGAAAAAUAUAUUGAUCAAGGUCGUAAGCAAUUAGGUAAUAUGAGUGUAACUGAUGCAGUGUAG